GCGGCCGCGCGGGGCUGCCCGCCGGAACCCGCGGCGCGCCGCUCAUGCGAGACCCCUGCGGCCCGGUCAGCGCGCAGCGACCCCCGGCCGGGCCAGGCAUGUGAAGAUGUCAGUGGGCUGUGCAUGCCCUGGCUGUUCCUCUAAGUCGUUCAAGCUGUACUCGCCAAAGGAGCCCCCGAACGGCAACGCCUUCCCCCCUUUCCACCCGGGCACCAUGCUGGAUCGAGAUGUGGGUCCUACUCCCAUGUACCCACCGACGUACCUGGAGCCUGGAAUCGGGAGGCACACGCCGUACGGGAACCAGACUGACUACAGGAUAUUCGAGCUCAACAAGCGGCUGCAGAACUGGACAGAGGAAUGUGACAAUCUGUGGUGGGAUGCCUUCACCACGGAGUUCUUUGAGGAUGACGCCAUGUUAACAAUCACUUUCUGCUUGGAGGAUGGACCAAAGAGAUACACGAUUGGCCGGACUCUGAUUCCCCGUUACUUCCGCAGCAUCUUUGAAGGGGGGGCCACAGAGCUCUACUACGUGCUCAAGCACCCCAAGGAGUCCUUCCACAACAACUUCGUCUCGCUGGACUGUGACCAGUGCACCAUGGUCACGCAGCACGGCAAGCCCAUGUUCACCCAGGUGUGUGUGGAGGGGCGGCUCUACCUAGAGUUCAUGUUCGACGACAUGAUGAGGAUAAAGACGUGGCAUUUCAGCAUCCGCCAGCAUCGAGAGCUCAUCCCUCGCAGCAUCCUUGCCAUGCAUGCACAGGACCCCCAGAUGCUGGACCAGUUAUCCAAGAACAUCACCCGCUGUGGGCUCUCAAACUCCACACUCAACUACCUCCGACUCUGUGUAAUCCUAGAACCAAUGCAGGAGCUCAUGUCACGGCACAAGACCUACAGCCUCAGUCCCCGGGACUGCCUCAAGACUUGCCUCUUCCAGAAGUGGCAGCGGAUGGUGGCUCCGCCUGCGGAGCCAGCACGGCAGCAGCCAAGCAAGCGCCGGAAAAGGAAGAUGUCGGGGGGCAGCACCAUGAGCUCCGGUGGGGGAAACACCAACAACAGCAACAGCAAGAAGAAGAGUCCAGCCAGCACCUUUGCCCUGUCCAGUCAGGUACCUGAUGUGAUGGUGGUAGGCGAGCCCACGCUGAUGGGGGGGGAGUUUGGGGACGAGGACGAGCGGCUCAUCACCCGGCUGGAGAACACGCAGUUUGACGCCGCCAACGGCAUCGACGACGAGGACAGCUUCAACAACUCGCCUGCGCUGGGGGCCAACAGCCCCUGGAACAGCAAACCGCCCUCCAGCCAGGAGAGCAAGUCAGAGAACCCCACGUCGCAGGCGUCGCAGUAACGGCCCCCCCGCCGCCCCGUGGACUCAGUCCCAACCGAUCUACCUGUACAUUUGCAACGGAGAGUAACUGGGAAGCGGCGAGGUACUGGGGGCAGAUCGGCGGUGCACGGCCAAGCGAGCAGCCCCCAGCCCUCUGCCCCCGCCGCCUCCCUGCUCCCCCCACGCCUGCCUCCCCGCCGGACCCCAGUGCAGGGGUGGGUUUCCGGGGCUGUAGCUGCGUUACUCCCUCUUCUCCCUCUUCCUCCCUGCUUCUUCCCUGGAGAGCUUCUCAUCCCUGUCCCCCGAUGUGCCCAGCCCCAGCCCGCUGGAAUUAGGAGGGAGGUGUCGGCAUGACCGGGAAGCC
Messenger RNA from Neopsephotus bourkii (Bourke's parrot), 1685 nucleotides. RefSeq names its product LIM domain binding 1 (gene LDB1). The coding region runs from base 107 to 1342 and encodes 411 amino acids. Gene Ontology annotation, molecular function: LIM domain binding. Lineage: Eukaryota; Metazoa; Chordata; Aves; Psittaciformes; Psittacidae. Gene Ontology annotation, cellular component: transcription regulator complex; nucleus. The transcript is spliced from 11 exons. The record is from RefSeq and is a predicted model, not a curated record. Gene Ontology annotation, biological process: negative regulation of transcription by RNA polymerase II; nervous system development; positive regulation of transcription by RNA polymerase II.